Molecule: messenger RNA, 4273 nt
Organism: Pristis pectinata (smalltooth sawfish)
Lineage: Eukaryota; Metazoa; Chordata; Chondrichthyes; Rhinopristiformes; Pristidae
Product: ubiquitin carboxyl-terminal hydrolase 30-like
Exons: 14
Coding region: 444-1952 (502 amino acids)
Biological process (GO): protein deubiquitination
Cellular component (GO): nucleus; cytosol
Molecular function (GO): cysteine-type endopeptidase activity; cysteine-type deubiquitinase activity
Source: RefSeq, a predicted model, not a curated record
GGGGAGUGGGAUAAGGGGAGAGCAGAGCAGAGAGAGAGAAGAGGCAGCAUGGAGGGAGAAAACGGGAAGGCAGUGCAGUGAGUGUUGUGGUUGGAAUAUUCACCCUUCAACCAACAUUGCUUCAAAGAAUCUUACUGUAUCUUUGGUGUUUGUGGGAGCCUCUGUGUGCAAAUUGUCUGCCACUGUGCAGCAGAGCUUCCACCUCGGAAGUGCUUCAGGUAGCCUCAGCGGGAUGCCCUGAUGCGGUGGAGGGCAUUGUCAAAAUGCAGGUCUUUUUUGUAGCAUUUCUAACCAACGUUUGAAAUAAAUUUCCCAAAUGAGCGACAAAUGAAAACCUCUGGAACCAUUUCUGGAACAGUUGGAUGAUACAUCAGGAGAGUGGUUGGAUGCUGUUGGAUGGGUGCCCUGCUACACGUUAACUCUCUUUAUAUGAAUGAAGCAGAAUGAUGAAGAACUGGGGUGUCAUUGGAGGAAUCGCGGCAGCUUUGGCAGCGAGCAUCUACGUGUUGUGGGGGCCGAUCACUGAGAGGAAGAAACGCAGGAAAGGCCUCGUUCCUGGCCUGUUGAACCUUGGAAACACCUGCUUUAUGAACUCCCUGCUACAGGGUCUGGCUGCUUGUCCGUCCUUCAUCCGCUGGCUCAGUGACUUCACGACGCGUUAUAGCUUGGACACAUCCCAGGAGGAGAGCUGUCCAUAUCUGUCUGUCACGCUCCUCCGCUUACUCCGAGUGUUAUCCAACGCUGAAGAGACUUCAGAGGACGUGGUGGAUGCCGGAAGUCUCCUGGAAGUCUUGAGGAUGUACAAGUGGCAAAUGUCUUCGUUUGAAGAGCAGGAUGCUCAUGAGCUGUUCCACGUCCUCACCUCUGCUCUGGAGGAUGAGCGAGACCGACAGCCUCGAGUUGCACACUUAUUUGAUGUUCAGUCUCUGGAGAGUCCACCGGAACCUGAGGAAAGUCAGGCAAGCUGCAGGAGCCGAGGACCUUUGCCGCCGCCACCAAGUCCUUGGAAGUCCCAGCACCCUUUCCACGGCCGGCUCACCAGUAACAUGGUGUGUAAACAGUGUGAGCAACAGAGUCCUGUCAGGUAUGACACAUUCGACAGCCUCUCCCUCAGCAUUCCAACAGUGACGUGGGGCAGACCUGUGUCACUGGAUCUCUGCCUGCAACACUUCAUCUCCUCCGAGACCAUUAAGGACGUGGUGUGUGAGAACUGCACCAAGGCAGGGGAGAAACAGAGUGGAGAGACUGCGGAAAACCAGAGGACAACCUUCAUCAAACAGCUGAAGAUUGGAAAGCUCCCUCAGUGCCUGUGUAUCCACCUGCAAAGGUUGUCGUGGUCCAACCAAGGAACCCCCCUGAAGCGCAACGAGCACGUCCAGUUCGGCGAGUUCCUCUCGCUCGAUGCCUACAAGUACCGCAGCCCAUCUCAGAGGCUGGGACACCGCAGGCUGAGCAGACCAGCCAGCACUGGAAGCUUACCUCACAUGCUGGAGGCCACCAUGCUGAGCAAGCCAGGGUCCACUCAACCCAGCCUUAGUAAAAUGCAGGUUGCGAAUGGAGCAUGUUCAUCAUCUCUGCUAUCACCAUUAGCAACUGCACCAUCUUUUGGAACCAGAAGUUAUUCGUCCUCCGUGUACUUGUUCCGACUGAUGUCUGUGGUAGUCCACCACGGCGACAUACACUCGGGACAUUUUGUCACGUUCCGCCGCUCGCCAUCCACCUCGAAGAACCCAUUGGCGGUGAACAGCCAGUGGAUGUGGAUAUCGGACGACACAGUGCGCAGAGCCAGCCUGCAGGAAGUCCAAGCCUCCAAUGCCUACUUACUCUUCUACGAACGAGUCCGGCCCCUGGUGAGGCGCACAAGCCCUUCGUAUCCCCCACGUUCCACAUCACCAUCGAUUCUUUCCACACCUGGAGGAUCUUUAAUAACCAUGGCGUGCACUCCUGUCUGAACAUCAUCUCAGAUAUGCGACUGUUGCUUUAUUUUGUUAAUGGGACCAAGUUGACUACUUUGACUUUAAGGAUGCCACCACCAACAAGGGUAAGCUCACUGCGUGGCAUGAUGCUGAGCCAAACAGACUGCACUCUGUUGCUGCGCUGUGCUACAUUAGCUGAUCCAGGACAGCUUUGCAUUUAACCAAAGUUCCCACACAUUCAAAGGGCUUGAUGGGUGUCCUUUCUGAUGAGCUUCCUUCUACUUGUUGCCCCAGGAGUAUUGCACCACCUUUAGUUUUACAGAAUGUAACUAUGUUCAGUAUCCGCAGUCAUCUGUUGACUCCGUCUGUGUGCGCAGUGGGCAAGAACCCAAAUGGGCUUAAUGGUUAUGCCUCUCAUGGUCGAAUAGCUAGAUGCCGCACCUCAGUGAGAACUGGUUCUUUCAGCGUAGUGAAGAAGACCAGGGAGAUGAGGAGAGCUCCUCUCGUUACCACUUUGAUGGUGGUCACGUUACACUAUUCCAUGCUGUUGUCCCUGAAGGUGUGAGAGGCCAUAGCCCAAUCAGGCUGGAUGCAGCACAGCGUCUCAUGCAAAUUUCGGGGUGAGUGGUGGAAAUUUGGGCUUUCUGUUGAGCUUCCUUGCUUCUGGGCUUCGCAACAUUGCACCACCGUCCAGACCAGAAUGGAAUUACGACCACUAUUCUCAGCCAACUAUCACCUCAGCAUCAGUCGUUUCUGAGGUGCUCGCUCAUCCUACUGCUGUUGUUGGUAGAAAGGAGAUUGUCAAAUAGACGAAAGAUGCGCUCCCACGUAACCAUACCACGCAAACCAUCAAGAGAUUGUUUAUUCAUUGAAUCUGGUAUCGCAUUGCAUGUUGUUCUGGAAUUGGCCGAACAAAGAAAAAUAGUGCAGAUGCUGGAAGGCUGGAAUAAAGUCAGAAAAUGAUGGAAACACUCAGCAGGUUAGGCAGUGUCUGUGGAGUGGGAAACACGGUUAACAUUUCCAGUCAUUGACCUUUCAUCACAACCUGCAGAGCUUUUCCAUCAUUUGCUGUUUAUAAACCAUUUGGGUCUGGAAAUUUUAGGGAUGCUAAAGACUAUAAAAUCUAGCUCACUUACUCCCAUAUCUUAUGACGGGAGAGAGUCCCACAUUUCCACUGUGCUUUCUAUGAAAAUAGGCUUCCUGUUUUCAUCCAAGUGACUUGGAUCCAAGACCAUGUCCUAGUGUUGCUGCCCAACGUACAUGACAGGGGCCAGAGAGCCCAGACCUAUUCUGCUCACCUGAACAGACUUUGUGUUUAACCAAAAAUAAAAAUUAGAUUGUGGGUGCCGUGCUGUAGCUGUAUCUGUAUUGAAUCGAGAGUGGGUUCUCCUCAAAGUGCCUGUAGCUUUGUAUUGUGACAAAGUCUGCUCUAUUUUAUAUUGCCUGUGUACUGGGUGAUAGAGGGUAGGAGGGAGAGUGUGAGAAGGAGUAACAACAACUUCUCAAGACUGGCAGACUUGAUGAUUUAUGAGCCAAGCUUUAACUGUUGUAUCUUGGCUCUUCGGUAAAGACAAGUCAUAUUCUGGAAUCUUUUGCAAUCAAACUUGUGCUGUUCUUCAGAAGUGAAUCGAAGAUGAGUCUGAUCCAGGAGAGUGUGAAGAGAUGGGAAUGGCUGACCAAUAGGCCAAGUAUUCUGUGCCCACCUGCACCUUGCUGUGUAGACAUUCACCAGUGUCAAGCCCUGCCUUAGCUGUUGGUGUACCCAUUAAUCUCCAUGAAGUUGUAACCACAAGGUUUGUGUGUCUGUGUUGACUGUGUAUGAUAUGGAAAAGUGAGAAAGUUUACGUAUUUGAUUUUUAAUACUUUUGUGAGAAAAUAAUGUGAAGUUCUGAUUGUAUAAAUAGAAACUUUGAAGAGAAAGCAACUUUUGCACUAACCCAAUAAUUGUAUGUACAUAUAUAUGAACUGGUUCAAGGAGAAAGUAUUUUCCAAGUGUUUUAAUUAAUUUGUCAAACAGAAAAGUAAUAAAAUGUUCAUUCAACUGAUGACAAUUCUCCAUUUUAAGGUGGAUUUGCCUUUAGUUCAACUUUGGCCUGAGUUUGCCCUUUUUCUCCAGAGUCCAAACCAAGACCGGAAGGAAGCCGCCUUGUCGGAAGUUGGUACGCGUUGAUAUUGGACAGGAGCAAGAUUGGCUCAUUUGCAUUGCAAGUUACGAUAGGAUAACGGUUCUGUUAGUAGACUGAUAUCAGAAACCUGGAUUAUUAAUCCAGAGUCAAGAAUUCAAAUCCCACCAGAGCAGCUGGCUAAUUCUAAUUGAAAUAAUUAAAACCAGCCAUGUCCCUGCUGUACUCGGUGAA